Messenger RNA from Triticum dicoccoides, 3865 nucleotides. RefSeq lists its product as uncharacterized. The coding region runs from base 2020 to 2820 and encodes 266 amino acids. The transcript is spliced from 4 exons. The record is from RefSeq and is a predicted model, not a curated record. NCBI's taxonomy places the organism in Eukaryota, Viridiplantae, Streptophyta, Magnoliopsida, Poales, Poaceae.
GGCGGCGCUUCCGGCCAGAGGUCAGUGGAAUUGGAGAAUUCUUUCGUGUGAUCUUCCAUAUAUACGUCAAUAUACACGGUGGGAUUCUCAAGUCAGUGCAAGAAGCAACUGCUGAGGAAACUGAUGGUAUUGCGUCAAUAGCAUAAUCAUACUUGAAAACCGAACCACCAUGAAAGAGGUAGAAAUUGUUCGCUACAAGUGUGAACGGCGUUACAUCUUUUUCAUGGCUGGCCUAUCUGCUUCGGCUCAAGCAUGAUUCUGCUAUUGAUGCAAUACCAACAAUUCUUCAACAGCCGCUUCUCGCAAAACUCGAGAACCCCUAAUUCCCACGAGAGCUCCCUGAUGAAAUGAUGAAAUGCUUCCACGAAAUAAUGAGAUGGGUUGAAAACUGGCUUGUUUCUAAUGAGAAGCUCCACAAGCAUAACUCCAAAACUAUAAACAUCACUCCUCCCAGUCAGUUCAUACUCCUUGUCUAAGUAGCCAAUCCUACCGUGCAUGUACAACUGUUGCCACAGGAGUAUGUUUCGAGUGAUAGAGAUCUUAAAUCACCCAAGUCAGAUACCUUUUUAGAAAAUUGUCACGUAACAAUAUAUUGGCUGAUUUGACAUCCCUAUGGAGAACUGGCACUGUAGCAGCUAAGUGGAGAUAAGCAAGAGCAGUCGCAGUUUCUACUGCAAUCCUAAUGUGAUCAUCCCAUGAAAGCAAGAACCUAACAAUCGCUUAAGUGUGUCAAGGACAUAGAGUGUUCCAUUAGAUAUGAACUCAUAGACCAGCAAAGGCACCAAUGUUUCAAAAAAACUAAUCAUAGACAAUUGUUCUGGACUGACUUCCGAAGUCAAGAUAAAGCCUCAAACCUGGUGGAUAUAUACCGGGCGUUCUCAGGCCAUUUGCAGUCCGAGCUCUCGUUGACUGUCGUCCUGCUAAUGGUCGGUGCAAUAUGUUCUCACUGCCAUGUGGUCCUUCCCCUCGAUCUGGCGCACAGUGUCGCGGGAUUACCUCGCUGACAGGUGGUCCUUCCUUGGACACAGAGGGGCACGGUUCAUGUGUCUUAACUCUUAAGCGGUGGCUUCAUUUUGUUCCCCUCUGUGUAUCUCUGAUAGGCGGUCCCUUUCUUCCUGGCCCGCAUGUCGAUCUUCUCUUCUGGUGUGUGGUGGCUGGCAGAUUGGGCGGGUGUAGGUCGGUCAGGUGACACUUUCUUUCUUCUCCCUUUAUGUAAGUUUAAUUUUCUCCGAAGCUUAGCAGGAUUGAGGUGCAUUGGUGAUUUCAGGAUGAUAUGUCGAAUUGUCAAACCCCUUUGUUUUUAAAAGCUUUAUACCACAAAUUUCAGUCAUGGUCAAUUUAUUGAUACGGUCCAGGAUGAUACGGUCAAUUUCACCCAUACCUGUGGGUGUGGGCAUAAACAAUUCUUUUCCAAGAUCAUUUCAUCAUCCUAAAUAAAUCCAUGCUCAUUGUACUUUGACAGAUAAAUUGUUUGAUCAUUUUGUGUUCAUCAAAUGUCACAAUACAACAAGAGAUUCAAGGGAAACAAGAUACAUGGGCUAGGCUAUCUGAUGUGUACAGAUAAAUUAUUUUUCCAAUAUCAUCACAGAAGGCAGCAAAAAAAGGGACGCGGAGUAUGUGAUGGCGAGCAUACAGGAGCUCGGUAUCAGGGACGUCCAGCAUUGCUAUAAGAUUCGGAGCAUUUAAUGUCUGAGCCACUCGGCUGGUCCAGCGGGAGCACGGGAAGUGAAGAUAUACUGAACCAUACACAUCUGACAGAUGGGGCAGGGUUGAACGCCGUCGACGGUCCCUGGAUGAGCCGUGGCUCGACGUUGUCGCCAGCGUCCUGAUCCGUGGACCAGGUACGGUGGUUCCCGCUAGCGCCGGCAGUGCACGCAGUUAAUGUAGUGGUUGGGCGACUCGGUGGAUAAGGAAGUGAAGUUGGAUUUGUGUCUUAUCGCGGUGGAGGGAGAGGUGGAGACAUUGACUCCGGCGACGGCGAGUGGGCGGUCCGGCGAUCUCGCAGGUGUUCCGCCGAGCAUGGAAUUCUUGCUGCAGCCAAUAAACAGAACUCUGCUUGAGGAGGUCAAUGAAAGUAACGGGACAAUGGAGCCCGUUCGGUUCCCAGUGGCCGCGCCGGCGGAGAUUCCUGCUCCAGCCCCGGCCGGGUCAAGUGCGGACGGCCAGAUCUAUCGGCCGGAAGCAUCAGGCGGGGACAAGGCUCAGGGGUCAGAGCACUCAAUAGAGCAGUUGGACCCCAAGACGCCAGGAUGGAUGCAAAGGGUGCGUGUAGGUGCUGCUGCUCCAGGCAGGCCUCCUUGUGCGGACAGGGUCACGACGCUGGAGAAGACCGUGAGGGAGUUUGCGGAGCAUCCAAGAGACAUAGUUAUGAUGCCAAAGAUUGGAACCAGUUUCGACACCCUCGGAGAAGCAUAUGACUUUUACAAUUUGUACUCAUGGAAGAAAGGAUUUGGUAUUCGUUACAGAAAGAGCAGGCUGAAUGUGAAUAGGACGAAGUGUAUGCAAGAGAUCGUGUGUGGAUGCGCGGGCAAGCCAAUCGUUGAGAAUACUCGUUCGUGCCGGUGUGAAUGCCCGGCCCUCAUCAGACUCCUGAGGACAAAGGACAAUGGAUGGUACAUAGCAGAGCAUCGAGAUGGGCACAACCAUGCAUUGUCACAAACGUAUGGCCAGACAAUACACUGGCCGUCACACAAGCAUAUUGACGUUUACAGCAAGGAUCUAGUUAAGCAGUUGAGGCAGAACAAUGUCAAUUUGUCAAAAGUCUACAGCAUUAUUGGAAGCUUUUUCGGAAAGAUGGAGAAUGUGCCAUUCACCAAGUAGCUCUGCGAAAUUUGUGUGGGAAGAUAAGCCUGGAGCAGUCAGAAGAUGAUGUUAGGAAAACAAUGGAAGUGUUUCAUGAUCUGUGCUCAAAGGAUCCUCAGUUCACGUAUCGAGUUCAGGCGGACAAAGAGGGCAGGAUCAGCAACUUGAUGUGGGCUACAGGUAACAGUAGGCUGCAGUACAACUUCUUUGGGGAUGUCAUCACAUUUGACACAACCUAUAGGACCAACCUGUAUGACAUGCCAUUUGGGUUAUUUGUUGAAGUGAACAACCAUUUCCAAAGUAUCAUACUAGCUGGUGUGCUAGUUCGGCAUGAGACAGAGGAAACAUUUGAGUGUGUCUUCUCGGAGUUUGUGAGGAUAAUGGGGGGAAGGACCGUGGGACUCGCCCGGGGGCUACCAUCAUUGGGUGGCGUCAGGCGCGCCUUGCUUGCGCUAGCCCGCACAUGACAGUCCAGUCGGGCCCACCUAUCGGUGUCUUCGCCUGGAUGGCUCGGACCUGGACGACCCGGCCAGAAGGUCUAUGACGGAUGGAGCACAUGCCAGCAUGGGGCCACCGUCAUUGGGCGAUGUCCAUCACGCCCACACGCGCUCACACCACACUUUUCCUAAAAGUAUGCUACCAAGCAAGAGUACGAUCCUCGGGACAAUUUGGUGAAUUGACCUGAGUCUCAGGGUCUAUUGGGAUUAGUGGUUUUGUUUUAUAUUUCAAGAGCAUCCUGGGUUUUUGGCCGGCACACACCUUUUGGGCUACUGGCUACAUAUCUGGGCAGAGAAUAAAUUGCACCAACUGAAAAAAAAUCUGUGAAAAAUUGGUUUGCGGAUACCGGCUUGGCGGAAAAAAAUCGCGGAAGCCAGACAUUUACAUAGACAGCUCAAGACCGAGGUAGUGCGCACCACUAUGUGGUGUGGAAAUUAAUAAGAUAUUUUUCCAUUUUCAUCCUACUGAACUGUUUUUGAUUUCUGUGGACUAGACUUAAACCAGUUGAUCAUGUAUGUGUAGCUGUUAUCUAUUAAACCAGUUUCAUCCUAUUUGAGCUGUCUUC